AUGUCCCGCCCCGGCGAUUUCGAUAACCUCGCCGGCACCGAAGUUCGGCUUGACCACCCUUCCACCUUACCCGCUAAGACAUUUGUCCUCGAUGAAAAGCUACCAGAAGAGUAUCAGACAAUGACUCAGUUGGAAUGCGACCAAGGGUUGGGUCCGCCGUUUGCUGCUAUCAGAUUCUCUUGUCAUAAUCUUCUCAACCCUGCUUAG
Molecule: messenger RNA, 207 nt
Organism: Penicillium robsamsonii
Lineage: Eukaryota; Fungi; Ascomycota; Eurotiomycetes; Eurotiales; Aspergillaceae
Exons: 1
Coding region: 1-207 (68 amino acids)
Source: RefSeq, a predicted model, not a curated record